UCGCGGGGGCAGGGAAGGGGUGGGGCUGGGUUGGAGUGAGAAGAUGCUGCUGAGAAUAGCACGUGCCCUCCGGCCCGGCUGCCAAGCAGUGACCGCGCCCCGGAGCCUCCACCGCACGCCAGUGAGCCACAUCCCGCUCAUCCCCAUCGUGGUGGAGCAGACGGGCCGCGGCGAGAGAGCCUACGACAUUUACUCCCGGCUGCUGCGGGAGAGGAUCGUGUGCGUCAUGGGGCCGGUGAGUGUCCGUGGCAGCUCCUGGCCCAGCCACCCUGGGCUCGCGCAGCCCCCACCCAACAGGAGAUAAAGGGGGGGGGCCUGU
Messenger RNA from Chrysemys picta bellii (western painted turtle), 319 nucleotides. Lineage: Eukaryota; Metazoa; Chordata; Testudines; Emydidae. The record is from RefSeq and is a predicted model, not a curated record.